Messenger RNA from Tuber melanosporum (Perigord truffle), 1884 nucleotides. RefSeq lists its product as uncharacterized. The transcript has 5 exons. The coding region runs from base 196 to 1884 and encodes 562 amino acids. Gene Ontology annotation, cellular component: membrane. The record is from RefSeq and is a predicted model, not a curated record. Lineage: Eukaryota; Fungi; Ascomycota; Pezizomycetes; Pezizales; Tuberaceae. Gene Ontology annotation, biological process: potassium ion transmembrane transport; stabilization of membrane potential. Gene Ontology annotation, molecular function: potassium ion leak channel activity.
GAUAAACCACCCGGAUCUCGACGAGCCGGUGCAAGAGGAGGAGGCACUUGGGACUGAACGGUCACUCGAGAAGGGGAUAGGAGGACCAAUCCCUUAGUUUGUAUUGACAGAACCACGGUCGAGACCGCCUUCUACCGAAAGGGAUAAUCGGAGUAAGGAAAAGCACCAAGGUGCCGGAACGGCAGCGAUAACAGGAUGAGCCCUGGAGAGCAGCCCAAGGGGAAGUUAGUGAAAGGGGAGGGCAGCGACAAGAUAGAGAAGUAUGUGGUGGAUCACCUCUACCGCCCAUGGCGGUUACGUAUCCCGCCUGGGGGGAAAUAUAGGGAGGCGUGGGGGAUCGAUGACCCGGCUUGGCUUACCGCUGUUAACGCGGUGUCUCUAGCAUUCGCUCUAGUUGCCAACGUUUGUCUACUAUUGACGUUUGGUCGCCGAAUCCGCUAUCAGUUAUCUCAACCGAUCGUGAUAAUUUUUUGGUAUAUAUCUUCAUUUCUAUUGAUAGCUCUCGUCGCUGCCGCAUCCAGGCACCUCCGGCUCUACCCCAGCGAGGAAUAUGCCUUCUCUCAAUCUUACUACUAUGCCAUACUAUCUUCAACGCUCUACUUCAUCGCAGCUACUUUCCUGCUAGCAAACUAUUUCAACAGCGUAAUACUAAAACGCUACCCGCCAAUCUUCAGCAAACCGACCCUCCCUCAGCGAGCCUUGAUGCUCCAAACGAUAAGUCUCACCUUCUACCUCGGCGUCGGGGCACUAGUCUUCAGCAAGAUAGAGGCAUGGGAGUAUGUUGAUGGCGUAUACUGGGCCGACUAUACCAUCCUAACUGUCGGCCUGGGUAGCGACUUUAAACUAGAGACAACCCUCUCAAGAGCCCUGGUAAUCCCGUUCGCCAUCGGCGGAAUAAUCAUCCUAGGUCUGGUAGUCGGUAGCGUCCGUUCACUAGUUCUGGAACGUGGGAAGAUAAAAGUAAAACGCCGAGCGGUCGAGAAAGAGAGAAUAAAAUGGAUAAAGCGACUAGAAGAGCAAAGAUGCGAGCGAGAAGAGAACCCAUCCCAGCCCAAAAGUGAGGAAGAGAAACUCCACGACGAUUUCUACCUCAUGCGCAAGAUCGAGAAAACUGCCCAUAGGAAGAGUAAAUGGACCUCCCUCGCCACUUCCUUGUCAGCGUUUCUGUUCCUCUGGCUGGGUGGCGCCAUGGUUUUCACGUUCUCGGAGCGGCGCCAGAAAUGGAGCUACUUCGACUCCUUGUACUUUUCUUAUAUAACUCUCUUGACGAUUGGGUACGGUGACAUCUACCCGGAGUCCAAUUUGGGAAAGCCGUUCUUUGUGGUCUGGACAAUGAUCGCCGUGCCCACCCUCACGAUCUUGAUAUCGAACAUGGGCGACACGGUGGUGAGCAUGAUACAGAAAGCCACAUUCUGGGUCGGUGCGAAGACAAUCCUGCCAGACUUGGACUCCAACAUCUCACUCACUCGGAAACUCAAGCGGAUGAAGCACACCAAGGAGGAAAAACAACUUGAGGAACCCGCCACAACCAUCGCCAACACCUUCCCAGAGCAGGCACACAACCAACAAGAAAAAGGGCAACUCCUGAAACAGUUAGCAGCAGAAAUAUGCUCGCUCACAAAACACACAACCAGUGAGACGCCAAAGAAAUACUCCUUCGAGGAGUGGGUGAAGUUCUUGGGAUUAUUAGGGAUUGCGUGGAAAGAAGGGGACGAGUGGAGUUGGUUGGAUGACGGAGGCCCACUGGCGAGUCCGUCGAGUGAGACCGAGUGGCUACUCGAGAAGAUGUGUCAGAGGUUGGAGGGGGAUAUCGAAAGGUUGGGCAACGAGGACGGGAUUAGGGACGUUCAUGAAUCACGAGAGGGGUAUGGUAACCGCUCGUGA